AUGGCUUGCUUGACCCUAUCAGCAUCUGGAUGGGUAAACAACAUUAUUCUUUACCUGAUCACUGAGUUUAACUUCAAGAUUAUCGAUGCUGCAAAAAGCUUUAAUGUCAUCAGUGGUUGCAUGGCACUAUUUCCUAUCCUUGGAGCUGUAAUUGCUGAUUCUUUCAUAGGCUGCUUCUCCGUCAUAUGGAUUUCUUCUAUCAUCAAUUUGCUGGUAAUAAUGCUUAAUCCUUUAUUCACUUUCCACCAUGAAACAAGUAGAAGUGCUGCAAUUGUCGCUGCAACGGUAGUUAUCUAUGUUCGAGAUGAUGUGAGUUGGGCAUGGGGGUUUGGCAUAUGUGUCGCUGCCAACGUGCUUGCAAUUGCCAAGAGGAAGCUCCUGUUAUCGGAUAAAACUCAAGAUUUUUAUAGUGAGAAUAGUGAUGAUGCAGGCAAAGAACCAGUGGCUGCAGCACCUACUGAAUCCUUCAAGUUCCUGAAUCCUGCAGCACUCCUAACCCAGUCAGCUACUGAAGAAGAUGGAUCAAUCAAGAAAUCAUGGAAGUUAUGUACGGUUCAACAAUCAAGCUUAACAGUAAUUCCGGCCCUCACCAUGGACCGUCACUUUGGACCAAACUUCAAAAUCCCACCGGCAUCAAUAAUGGUUUUCACACUGCUUUCAGCAAUAUCACUCCCAUUGAUAGACCGGUUGUCCGACCCCAUAUGGCAAAAAAUCAGCAUCCCACCACUCACACUACUUCAAAAGAUAGGAAUUGGCCAUGUACUGACCAUUCUAAGCAUGGCCAUCUCAGCUUUGGUAGAAUCAACGCGUCUUCGACUAAGUAAAGCUCAUAACUUGCACUCCACUGUUCCUAUGGUGCCCAUGUCGGUUUUCUGGUUAAUUCCACAGCUUAUUCUUGUGGGCAUUGUUGAAGCGUUAUCUUUUCCAGCUCAAGCUUCAUUAUUUUACCAAGAAUUUCCUGCAUCUUUGAAGAGCACCUCAACCGCCAUGGCUGCAAUGCUUGUUGGCAUGGCAUUUUACUUGAGCGCUGCCCUUAUUGAUCUCUUCCGGAGAGUAACAAAUUGGUUACCUGAUAAUAUUAAUCAGGGAAGGCUAGACAAUGUAUACUGGAUGCUGGUUGCGAUUGGUGGAGUGAAUUUCGUUUAUUAUCUUGUUUGUACUUGGUUCUACAAGUCCAAUCAGCCAGAAGAGGAAUAG
This is a messenger RNA of Coffea eugenioides, 1197 nucleotides long. RefSeq names its product protein NRT1/ PTR FAMILY 2.6-like. Gene Ontology annotation, biological process: transmembrane transport. Gene Ontology annotation, molecular function: transmembrane transporter activity. Gene Ontology annotation, cellular component: plasma membrane. NCBI's taxonomy places the organism in Eukaryota, Viridiplantae, Streptophyta, Magnoliopsida, Gentianales, Rubiaceae. The record is from RefSeq and is a predicted model, not a curated record. Bases 1 to 1197 code for a protein of 398 amino acids. The transcript is spliced from 5 exons.